UGCAUGCCAUCUACAAGGAUGGGCAAGCAAACGAGUGGCUUGCAUCUCCCACACGUGCCAAACUUGGCACAUGUGCUGUCGUUUGUACUCGCACGUGCCUCCCCUGCAUUUCAUUUUGCACAACCGGAGGUCCGGAGCUCUCUCUCUCUCGCUCCGAAAAUGGGGAGACAUUCCCAGAAAUGAAAUUAGGGUUUUCCAAGAAUCCCAAAUUCCGGUUGUAAAUCCAACCCCCACCGUAAAUGCCGAUGGAUCUGAGAUGCAAGGCGUGAAUUUGGAGAGAAUUUUAUGAAAUUGAAAUGGUUUGUUGUGUUUAAAUUCCUGUUGGUUUCAUUGGAAUCAAAAUGAUAGUUGGAGAAGACGGUUUCGUUCGGUUUUAGAAGAUUAUUGGACAAUGAAGAGGCUGAAGAGCGACACCCCAGGUGGGAGGCGGUUGAAAUUGUCGCACUUUCUGAUUGGCGUAGCGGCGUUAUAUCUGGUUUUCAUUGGAUUGAAGUUCCCAAGGUUCCUUGAGACCUCCAUGAUACUAAGCGGGGAUGAUAGUUUUGUGGGCCUCGAUCGGUCGGUGGCGGAAGAUGGCGAUGGUCCGGAUGGCAACAGGCACUUCUUUAGUUCGGUAUAUAAGGACACUUUCCACAGUAGAUUAGAAGAUGCCUUGACCCAGAACCCACCACAAAUGCCAUGGAAGGAGCCAUUCCGGGUGGAAACGAGCGGGUCCCAGUUGGUCAUGCAUCGCCAGAGCCAUUAUGGUAGGAUAACGGGUGAGAUUUUGAGACGGAUGAAUAGGACGAAUGGAUUGACAGAGUUGGAGAAAAUGGCAGAUGAGGCAUGGGCAUUGGGGCUAAAGGCAUGGAAAGAAUUGGAGAGAUCUGGAUAUCAUGAGAGUAAUGAGAAAGCAUUUGUUGAGUCGUGUCCUUCUUCUGUGUCAUUGACUGGAGAAGAGUUCACAAAGGCUGAUUAUAUCAUGCUUCUUCCGUGUGGGCUUGCAGCAGGGUCAUCGGUGACGGUGGUGGGAACACCCCACCUGGCUCAUGAGGAGUAUGUACCCCAGCUUGCGAGAAUUCGGAAUGGGGAUGGGAGGGUUUUGAUUUCACAGUUUAAGGUCGAGUUGCAGGGGCUGAAGGCAGUGGAUGGUGAGGACCCACCAAGGAUUAUGCAUUUGAAUCCCCGGCUGAAGGGUGAUUGGAGUCAGAGGCAGGUCAUUGAGCACAAUACAUGUUAUAGGAUGCAAUGGGGGAUGGCCCAAAGAUGCAAUGGAAUACCGUCCGAGAAUGAUGCCGAUAUGGUUGAUGGUUUUAGCAAAUGUGAGAAAUGGAUAAACGAUGAUGUGGAAGAUUCACAAGAAUCCAAGAGUACGUCAUGGUUGAGACGAUUCAUAGGGCGUGCAAAGAAGCCGGAAGUGACCUGGCCUUUUCCUUUCGUGGAGGGUAGACUAUUUGUCCUUACUAUACGAGCUGGUGUAGAAGGAUACCAUGUUAAUGCUGGUGGCAGACAUGUGACUUCAUUCCCUUAUAGGACGGGGUUUACUCUUGAAGAUGCAACAGGGUUAGUGGUUAAUGGUGAUGUCGAUGUGCAUUCAAUAUAUGCUACUUCACUCCCCAUCUCUCAUCCAAGUUUCUCACUCCAGCAACUCUUGGAAAUGUCAGAGCAGUGGAAGUCUCAUCCACUGCAAGGAAGUCCAGCUUAUCUAUUUAUUGGCAUUCUCUCUGCUACAAACCACUUCGCGGAACGCAUGGCUAUUAGGAAAACUUGGAUGCAAUUUGACGCGAUCAAAUCUUUGCAAGUUGUGGCCCGCUUCUUUGUUGCACUAAAUCCGAGGAAGGAAAUCAAUGCUGUGCUGAAGAAGGAAGCAGAUUACUUUGGCGACAUUGUGAUUUUGCCAUUUAUGGACCGUUAUGAGCUUGUGGUUCUUAAAACUGUUGCCAUCUGUGAGUAUGGGAUCCGCAACAUGAGUGCUGCAUACAUCAUGAAAUGUGAUGAUGAUACCUUUGUCAGGGUGGAUACCAUAUUAACAGUAAUUAAGGGCACCUCUCCUAAGAAAUCCCUUUAUAUGGGCAACCUUAACCUCCUGCACACGCCCCUCAGAAGUGGAAAAUGGGCAGUCACAUACGAGGAAUGGCCAGAAGCAGUAUAUCCGCCUUAUGCCAACGGACCUGGAUACAUAAUUUCAAGUGACAUUGCAAGAUUCAUCAUCUCUCAACAUGCCAAUCAAAGCCUAAGGCUCUUCAAGAUGGAGGAUGUAAGCAUGGGCAUGUGGGUUGAACAGUUCAACAGCUCCACCACUGUCCAAUACUCCCACAACUGGAAGUUUUGCCAGUAUGGAUGCAUGGAGGACUACUUCACCGCUCACUACCAGUCUCCUAGGCAGAUGAUCUGUUUGUGGGGUAAGUUGGGGGAAGGCCAGGCGCACUGCUGCAACUUCAGAUGACAUCAAAUUCUUCCCAACAAUCAUGCGGCCCCUUUUUCCUUUUUCUCCUAUCAUUAUCAUAUCUAUACAAUCGAAACAAGCAAAUGCCAGUUUUGACAUGUUGCUAGAGGUGGGUUGGGAGGGAUCCUGUGGCAACUGUUACCUUUCGCUGUAAAAUGGGGAUUAUGGAAAGAGAAAACAAGAGAGAAUCAUCAGAGAUGAGAUGUCUUUGAAGGAUAAGAUCCUUGUUGUUGGGUUUCCAUGGAGAAGCUGAACGGUUUCUUGGUUUCAGAUAUUGAAAGAGAUUAGAGAGCUGUGGUUGAAGGAAGCUCAAAGAAAAACCCUGAAUGGAUCGUUUUCGAAAACCUGAAAACCUCCCACAGGUUUUUUGAAGUUAAAAACUCCAAUGGGAAUUCUAUCAGGAGUUGGGACUGCAGCAUAAGUGGGUCCACUAGAUAUGAUAAAUCAAUAAAUUGGCAGUUUUGGACAGGCUGAGGGGAGUUAGGUAAUCCGAACAGAGAAGACAUCUAAGCCAUUGAAGCUCUUCACAGAAUGCCUAUCUUGCCCAGUAAUCAAAUCAUUUAAGGUGGCAUGGGAAGAGGUGGGCUUUGUCACUUGAUGAAGAACAGUGGAGAUUGUGAUGAGCGAGAUUUUCUUUGAAUGUAGAUUUCAAGACAAGCAAUUGCGAUCAUCGACACCCUGUUGAGAUACACCAUUUGUAUGGAAACAUCUUAAUCCAUCGUAUUAAUGGAUGGUUGUUUCUUUUUCCAUUUUCAUUGGUAUUUCUUUUUUUCUUUUUUCUUUUUUCCCUUAUUGCUUAUCGGCAAAAAGGGAUUUUAUCAACAGAUGGUAAGGAUCUCUUGCAUUUUUAUUAUCAGACAUGGCCAUGGAUUAUCAUUUGUUUUUCUUAACUGCAAUUCAAGCCA
This is a messenger RNA of Magnolia sinica, 3330 nucleotides long. RefSeq names its product hydroxyproline O-galactosyltransferase GALT2-like. Gene Ontology annotation, cellular component: Golgi membrane. Gene Ontology annotation, molecular function: carbohydrate binding; galactosyltransferase activity. The record is from RefSeq and is a predicted model, not a curated record. NCBI's taxonomy places the organism in Eukaryota, Viridiplantae, Streptophyta, Magnoliopsida, Magnoliales, Magnoliaceae. The transcript is spliced from 8 exons. Bases 392 to 2425 code for a protein of 677 amino acids.